CCGGUCCCCCGCCCCCAGCUUUCUCCUCGAAGUGAUCAGGAGUCACCUUACGAGUGCCAGGCGCACAAAAAAGAAAGCCGUCAACAUCCAUUGUUUGUGCAAGUUGGAAGAAGGACACAUCUUUUCAUUUUACUCUGCUUUUGUACCCUGGCACGAUGCUCGACGGCUACGAGUGCGAGCCCGACGAUAAGAUGAGGGGCCCAUCAAUGGACAUCGACGAGAAAAGCACCGCCUUUUCUCAAGCUCAGAUCUCAAUACCUCCGGCAGCAACAAGGAGGCACACAAUCAACACCAUGAUGACUACCACGAUUAUUCCAGAACCCACACCGCCGGUCGCGGACCCUCAACGGCGAUUCUCCUGGCUGCCGAGAUCCGCCACCCCAUCCCUGCGCAGCCCCACAUUCCGGCGGCGAACGGCGAGCCCGUUUGAUGACGAUGAUUAUUCAUAUGCCGAGAGCAACCCUUUCGGAGAAGACUUCAGGGAGCAAAAUGAGCAGGCUGCGCGAGAUUGGGAUCGGGAGCAUGGUCACGAUCACGGGGAGAAUCCCUUUGAAGAUUGCGAGUACGAGCUGCCACCAGCGGUGGUGAAAAAGGAUGGGACUUGGACCAAAUUCAAGAAGGCUAUGAGUCCACGACGUGCCAUCAGUAAGUGGAAAUAUCGGAAGGUCAAGCAUGAGGGCAUGCGACCUGGGCCAGAUGGUCCAGACCACGAAGAGGACGGCCGUCAUCAGGGACAAGUCUCUUGAUUUUGAACACAGUUAGUCAGCCCGGAAAAGGCGGGAUGACUGUUACAGCACACUUGAUACCACUCGGGGCGGUUAUUUUGCUACAAGGAUUUGCUUUUUUUCUUUUAUCCAGGGGCAAACCGGCGUUGCCUUCAAACAGAAGUGUUUUGAUACCUAGAUGCCUUUGAGUUACCUGAAGCGACGGAUGAAAAGACAACCAGGCGUUGUCUGACUGCGCUUAAAACAAUC
Colletotrichum phormii is the source of this 974-nucleotide messenger RNA. RefSeq lists its product as uncharacterized. The transcript is spliced from 2 exons. Bases 156 to 746 code for a protein of 196 amino acids. The record is from RefSeq and is a predicted model, not a curated record. Lineage: Eukaryota; Fungi; Ascomycota; Sordariomycetes; Glomerellales; Glomerellaceae.